Messenger RNA from Phaeodactylum tricornutum CCAP 1055/1, 693 nucleotides. RefSeq lists its product with no specific name. Bases 1 to 693 code for a protein of 230 amino acids. NCBI's taxonomy places the organism in Eukaryota, Bacillariophyta, Bacillariophyceae, Surirellales, Neidiaceae. The transcript is spliced from 3 exons. Gene Ontology annotation, biological process: regulation of exocytosis; protein secretion. The record is from RefSeq and is a predicted model, not a curated record. Gene Ontology annotation, molecular function: GTP binding; GTPase activity.
AUGGAAAACAACGGAGGCCAACCGCGUCCGCUUCAAUUGGGUGCCAAAGGCGCCUAUAUCGUCAGGUUGUUGAUGGUCGGAGAUUCGGCUUGUGGAAAGACGUCCUUAGUGUUACGGUUUGACCAAAAUGUCUUUUCGACAAAGUUUGUAACGACGAUAGGUGUUGACUACAGAGAUAAAAUGGUGAAGAUCGAGGGCGCCCAAAUGCGGUUGCAGCUCUGGGACACAGCAGGGCAAGAGCGCUUUCGUAGUUUGACUUCGAAUUUCUUUGGCCGUGCCGAUGGUUUUGUACUCACUUACGAUAUUUCUAAUCGCCCUUCUUUUGACCAUGUCAUCGGGUGGAUGCGAGAUAUCAAAACUAGAGCACCACCGGACUGUGACAUUGUCCUAUGCGGAAACAAAAGUGAUCUUGACAACGACCGGGUCGUCACGUACGACGAGGGCAAGCUGCUUGCGGACGAAUACGGUGUGCAGUUCUUUGAGACUUCAGCCCUGACGGGUCACAACGUCGAAAGAACGUUUACAGCACUUGCGACGACCAUCAAGCACAAGAGAAUCGAUGAAUUCGAAGGCACCCCUUCCAUUCGAGGAGCUCCGAGUACAGACAGUGCUUCCGCUGCUGGAGAUCAUCGAACGGUGAAUUUGUCGUCAGCUGGUGAAAAAAGGGAGGGACAAAAGCCUGGAUGUUGCUAA